This is a messenger RNA of Auanema sp. JU1783, 324 nucleotides long. Lineage: Eukaryota; Metazoa; Nematoda; Chromadorea; Rhabditida; Rhabditidae. The record is from the annotation of a GenBank genome assembly.
AUGCUUACAGAAGUUUUGGCUCAGAAACGUGUAGUCAUCCAACAAUCUGACGUUCAUACUUUCUGCGAAGAUCAAAGCGUUGCUGAUAUUGUGGAGACUGCAGUUAACAACUACAAUACCAUUGAUGAGAUGACCUCAUACCUGAAACAACAUCUGAACAAAGCCGGGUGGGCUUAUCUAUUCAUAGAGGAAGCUAGAGCAACUAGUACGGUUGCAAAUGUACUUCCUAUGGAUAUGAACUUUUGCUAUAUGGGAGUAAACAAGCUCGUUCCUGGCUCAACGAAACGUAAAUUCACUUUGUACUCUGGCUUAGUCAAAGCUUGA